GGAGCACUAAGUGAAAGCAAGAUGAUAGAUUGUGCUGAGAACCUUCGUAACUUUCGCCUCCAGCUUUGCGGUUGGGCCAACCGUGGGAAGAAUUGAGUUAUCUUAGGCCCAGGCCAUCCAGAUUCUUAGAACCAUUAAAAGAGAAGGCCUCCAAAAGGUAGAAGAGUUCGGGAGUGUCGGUGGGGUGCAGAGCUGGCUGCCGUUGCCAGAGCAGGUUCAUAUUGAGAUCCAUUGAAGGCCUUCUGCUGACGGGCAAAGUCAGGCUCACCACACCAGGGAACACGAAGCAUGAGGGACAGAGUGGGGGCUCUGGGCACCUGCCUCGGGAACGUGCAGGGGGCAGGAGAGGACUCGGACAAGCUGCUGUGUGGACCUGAAGGAGCACAGCGGGGGAGCCCUUGCCCUUCCCCCUGGAUGCGGGCGCCUGUGGUUCAUAUAGAUGGAAAUUCACGAAGUGAGGCGUCCCCAGCGGAAGUGAAAAAUGCUCAGAGUGAUGUCAGCCUCUCACUUCACGACGACAACAAAGCACUUCCGUGUUGGAAGGAGUCAUUAAGAAGCAGCUCAGCUUGCGCAGCGGCCCGGAGCCAGACUGCGUAUCCGUCCUGCGCCCCUGCAGGAGCGCGGUGUGCUGGGGUGGCCUGCAGUGCGGGGAGAGGCUGGCCGGAAGGAGGGCCCGGGGCCAGCGACAGCCACCGAGGAUGGCUCCGCACGAGAGAGCUGUGGGGGUCAGGACUACCAUGCCUUCAGAAACGAUCAGAGGUGGGGGUUUCUGAGGAGGAACCGCCAAGUGCUCUUCUAGAGGGGCGAGGCUCUGAGUCGGAACUAUCUUGCCUGCGUUUCAUCCUGUCUCCGCUGCUGUGCGCACGCCCUGAAGUUUUCCUGAACGAUGAGACACAAUGGGUUUUCUUUGGCCGUUCAGAGCCCGCUUUUCCCGAGCAAACAGAAUACAAGAAAAGGCUUUUACGUGUCCAGAGUACCUCAGCUGGUCUGCAGAUACCGCUGCGGUUACCAGCUCCGUCAGCUUUGCGAGUAGCAAGUCGGUUAUGUCAUCGUUAAGGUACAAGCAGAACAAUAAAAAUAGUGAGAUUGAUUUUAAAAGCGGUCUUAGAACGAUUUCUUUCACAUGGAGUCUGGAGACCUGUUACCAGGGCAGCCGCGACGUUCCUGCCUCCAUGGUGUGAUCAGACAGACUUCCAGGAGGUGGGAUUGAAACUCCUAGGAAGCUGGUUGAUGCUUUUUGAGCUUUAAAUGUGCUUGAGAGACAUUCAGUAUUGGGCCACCGCUGCAGGAGGACAUUCGUGUGCCCUGUGUCCUGUCAGGUUAGAGCGUGACGAUUUAACGGACUUCUCUGUGGGUCUUCAGCUCUCAUUGCCAAGGGCUCCUGUCCCAGAUACCAUCUCAUCAGACCGUCUGCUCAUCUGCUGGAAGUGGCCGUUGGUAUAAGUCAGCCCCUCUGUAGUUGAUGGUUAGCUGUCCCCAUUUCCAUGUUCUGUAGCAUAAUUCUGAUCUGCAGCACAAUUUGGUUUCUCUCCUCAUGUCCCCUCUCCAUCCAUUUGAAACACACUGUAAAUGGGGGCCCUACAGUGAAUGUUGCAAUAUUAUUAAAUGUGCUUUUAGCAUAAUCCUUUCUCAAACUGGGAACCCUGCCAGUGCCGCCUGAAAUAAAAGCAAGCUUGGGACUUCGCUGCAGCUCAGCCAGGGAGAGACGGACCUAGCGUUUCCCUUACAUGAAGGUUCCAGUUUGGGGGAGUGGAGAGAUCUCUUAUACUAAUGUUUUUUUCUGAGGUAACUCCUCGGGUUGUUGAUAACUCUGAUAAAGGUCACUUGAGAGAGCGUGGAGUUUUUAAGGAGUCCCCGGUUUCGGUCUCCUGAUCGCCCAUAUCCGUCUGUGUGCUAAAUUACCCUGCCGUGUGCAGUUUCAGUGUUUUGGGAAAGUGAAAACUUAAAACUUGUUACUUAGCAUAAUAAACGUCUUAUUUUAAGUGGGUA
Suricata suricatta (meerkat) is the source of this 1989-nucleotide messenger RNA. It is a transcript of the gene FAM220A, whose product is annotated as family with sequence similarity 220 member A. The record is from RefSeq and is a predicted model, not a curated record. Gene Ontology annotation, biological process: protein dephosphorylation; negative regulation of transcription by RNA polymerase II. The coding region runs from base 289 to 1056 and encodes 255 amino acids. Gene Ontology annotation, molecular function: STAT family protein binding. Gene Ontology annotation, cellular component: nucleus. Lineage: Eukaryota; Metazoa; Chordata; Mammalia; Carnivora; Herpestidae. The transcript is spliced from 3 exons.